Molecule: messenger RNA, 1748 nt
Organism: Pogona vitticeps (central bearded dragon)
Lineage: Eukaryota; Metazoa; Chordata; Lepidosauria; Squamata; Agamidae
Gene: PWP1
Product: PWP1 homolog, endonuclein
Biological process (GO): rRNA processing
Cellular component (GO): nucleus
Molecular function (GO): protein binding
Source: RefSeq, a predicted model, not a curated record
GAUUUCCGGCGCUACUCAGAACGUGAUAGGGCAUGAUGGAAGCGUCCGCUGCUGACAGGGCGAGGGCGGAACGUGGAAGCCGGAAGGGAGUCGCACGUUUCUGAGCAGCGCGCGCGGGGAGGGGGGAGCCUGCUUGUGGGGCGCACUCUGUCGCUGGCCGGAACUAUGAGCUGCCCUGUGACAUGCGUUGGCUGGGUUCCUCGAGGCGUUGCCAAGGAAACGCCUGAUAAGGUCCAGCUUGACAAGGAAGAAUUGACACGGUUGAUUUCUGAAACCAAGGAAAGAUUGCAGACAGAUAUUAGUGAUGAUGAUGAACAGGAAGAGGUCUCAGCAGAUGCCAUGGAAGUUGCUGAUGCUGAGGCACCUAGCCCCGCCUCUAAAGAUGAGAGCCAAGAAGAGACUGAAAACUUGAAUGAUGAUGAGCUGGCAGAAUAUGAUUUGGAUAAUUAUGAUGAUGAGACUGCAGGUACUGAGAGUCUUGGAGAGACCCUAGCAGGCCUUACAGUAUAUGCAAGUAAUGAAAAUGAUCCUUACAUCACGCUUCCAAAUACUGAACAAUAUGAGCAAGAGGACUAUGUGAUUAAACCAAGUGACAAUCUGGUUGUAUGUGGCAGAGUUGAUAAGGACCACUGCAGUUUAGAGGUCCAUGUUUUCAACCAUGAAGAGGACUCGUUUUACGUCCAUCAUGAUCUCAUCUUAUCUGCAUACCCUUUAAGCGUGGAAUGGCUCAACUUUGAUCCUAGUCCUGAAAACCCUGCAGGAAAUUAUGUUGCCGUGGGCACAAUGAAUCCUGUUAUUGAAAUAUGGGACCUUGACAUAGUGGAUUCUUUAGAACCAGUCUUUUCCCUUGGAAGCAAGAAAGCAAAAAUGAAGAAGAAAGGAAAGAAGAGUUUGCCAAAAGAAGACAAACAAGGAGGCCAUACCGAUGCAGUUCUUGACCUUUCAUGGAAUAAGCAACUCAGAUCUGUGUUGGCAAGUGCAUCAGCCGACCAUUCUGUAAUCCUUUGGGACAUGGCCCAGGGCACACCUGCAGCAACCCUUUCUCUUCACACAGACAAGGUACAGACGCUGCAGUUUCAUCCAUUUGAAACACAGACUCUCAUUUCUGGUUCUUAUGACAAAUCAGCCAUUUUGUAUGACUGCAGAAGUCCACAAGACAACCAUCGAAUCUGGCGGUUUAGUGGACAGGUUGAAAGAGUAACUUGGAAUCAUUUUUCUCCUCACCAUUUUUUAGCCAGCACAGAAGAUGGAUUUGUGUACUGUCUAGAUGCCAGGUCACAUAAACCAGUCUUCACAGUAAAAGCUCAUAAUGAAGAAGUAUCUGGACUACAGUUGAGCAGCCAAAUCAAAGGAUGCCUUGUUACAGCUUCAUCAGACAAAUAUGUGAAAAUCUGGGACAUUCUAGGAGACAAACCUAGUUUGGUUCAUUCCAGAGAUAUGAAAAUGGGUGUUCUCUUCUGUGCAGCUUGCUGCCCAGAUUUACCUUUUGUCUAUGCCUUUGGAGGAGAGAGACAAGGACUACGUGUCUGGGAUAUAAGCACAAUUUCUGCAGUGAAUGAAGUUUUUGGAAACCGACAGAGGCUAGCAGUUGCCCAAUCAAGUUCUGAAACUGAAGCAAAGAAUUCUGCUAGCAGCAGCAGCAGCGAUCCACAAGCUGUAAUGAAACCAUGAUGUAGCUUAAGAUUCUUAUGUAUUCAUAUAUAAUUUAAUACCAUAAAUACUAUAAAGAGUUGUAUUUUACUUUGAAA